ACAUCACACACUGCCAAGCUGUAAUCUUCUUGCACUAAGAAAGCGCUCUCACAUGACAGCCGUGGUUACCAAGACAGGAAGUCAGCAUUUUCAUGUGGGAGAAGAUAUGAAAUUAUAAAAAAAUGGAGGAGUGUACUACAGCGUCACACUGCUGAAGGAAACAAAAGGAGGAGAACUCAGACUCAAGUGAAAGAGAAUGAGUACAGUUUGAUAGAGAGAUAAGCAGGUGUCAAAAACAUUUGAAACUCCACAAAUCAGUAUGCGUUACUUUAUCCUCAAGACUUGGAUAAAGUUGGUCUAAAUCUAAAUUGAUAGUACGGAAAAAGAAUACAUUACAUUUCAGAAUUGCUUUUGAAAAUGGUACUUUGAAAAUACUUUUACUUCAAGUGCAUUGAAGUGUGCAUAACCUGUGAGUAUAGAGAUAAACGACAUUUAAAGGUCAGAGAAGAGAAGUCUGACCGAAGAUUUGUAGCGAUGGCGAAUAGUUGGACUUUGACGGCGAUCGUCCUCCUAAGUAUCUUUAUGGCAAGAAGUCAGACAAGAGGAAAUCAAGACACUGCCUCACAUCAGAAUAAAGAUUCUGCAAUUGAACAACUGACAGUUUUCAAAGAGCAGACCUUUGUUCCAGGCAAUGAUGUGAUUUUACAGUGUGGCAAUGCCACUGAUAUCAAAUGGAAUGAAUUAAUUUAUAUCGUCUGGAACAUCAGCCUCCAAGGCAGAAAAUGUUGGCUUGGUUUCAAUGGUUUGUCACCCAAGCUGGACGACACAUGUAAUGAUGGAAAGAGGCUGUUCAACACCUCACAUGGAGUUUCUAUAGUCAUUCCCAAGAUUUCAAUACAAGAUGAAGGAUUUUAUUCUUGUGAUGUAUCAUAUAAAGCAGGAAGCUAUAUUCUUAACAUGUCUGUAAGCGUUACCAACGUUGCCACCCAGCUGGACAGUGAAAACAGUCAAAGGAUUGCUGUUUGUCAUUCCAUAUUUAAACAGAAAGCACCCACUCUUCAUUGGGAACCUGCCAUAAACUUUUCCUCCAAUACCAGCUCUGUCAAGAAGCAUGGCAUGUUUUCUAUGAUGGAGAAUCGAGUAUAUCUGCCGGCUAAUGCCAACAAUAGUGAGCUCACCUGUGUGGCCACAUACACCUCAGAGUCCGGCUCUGUUCAGCAGAAGAGCACACUUAAUCUCACAACAGGUGUAUCAAACCAAAAGUCUCCAUUUCCAUGGAAAAUUAUGGCCAUAUCAGUUGGUUCUGUUUGUUUUAUUCUUGUAUUUCUGGCCGUGGUUUGCACACUACGCAGAAAGCUCAGCGACUUAAGUGCACUGAAGAUGCUUUGCUGCAAAUCCAAAAUCUCAACACCAGCUGAAGACAAACCACCCCAGCAUACGUCUGUCUGUAUGAAGCCCGUCGAUGUUGAAGAGGUGGAACCCUAUGCAAGUUACAUACAGAGAGUCAACUCCAUCUACAACUCCUCAGCUGAACUCUUCAAUGCCUGAGAGACACUCGCUUUUUAUGAUGAAACAGGAUACCAGAAGAGAGCUGAGAUAAAGAUAUGUCUGUGGUCAAAAUUACACAUGAAAAACGAUACUAGUGGAAAAAUAGUCAUCUCAAGAGAGCAUCCCCGAAGCAAACAGCGCCUGAACAAGGAGCAAAAGUCACACUGACUCAAAAGAUGAAAGGUGAUGACAAAGGAACAUUUCUCUUAGUAUGUGAUGAGGAAUAACUGGGACAACUUCAGCAUCAGCGAUAUCACUAAUAUGUAGAUUUGUAGAAAAGGAGCCUGGUUGCAUAUUAAUCAUCUGAACUAUUCAAAUUUGUACAUAAUUAUUUAUAUCAGAGUGUUAAAAGAAACAAAAAUCAGAUGCAAAUAAUGUUUUCUUUGAUAAAUACUAACCAGGCCAAAUGUAGAGAACAUAUUUUACAUUGCACAUAAUUAAAAGUAUGUAAAUAAACUUUAUUAUUGUA
This is a messenger RNA of Onychostoma macrolepis, 1957 nucleotides long. RefSeq names its product cell surface glycoprotein CD200 receptor 1-A. The transcript has 7 exons. Gene Ontology annotation, biological process: regulation of neuroinflammatory response. The record is from RefSeq and is a predicted model, not a curated record. The coding region runs from base 475 to 1488 and encodes 337 amino acids. Lineage: Eukaryota; Metazoa; Chordata; Actinopteri; Cypriniformes; Cyprinidae. Gene Ontology annotation, molecular function: signaling receptor activity.